AGUGUGCGAAGGCAGGACCGAGCUACGAUGCAAGUGUCAUAGUUUUGGCCGGAGACCCCGUGCACAGCAGCCAGUGCAGUUCCCAACGGAUGAGCUGUGGCUUGGGAAGUUGACCAGAGUCUCUCGGAAUGGGAAUCUCGGUGGGAUACGUCUCAAGGUUUUUCCAGCAUCACCCGAGGCUCUGACUGAGGUCCUGGGCUCCCAGGAUCAGCAUAACGAGCGCACUAAAUCUGCCUCCACUGCGGUCACCGCGUUCACAGCAGCGAUAGGUAAUGGCCAAAUAGACUGGCUCUGCGUCCCUGUGACGGCCAAUAUACCACAAGUUAGCAGUCGGGAGCUAUCAGCUGUGUUCGCCGUGAGCAGCAAUGAUAUGGGUCGGCAGGCUCCUUUCAUCCGCCGCUUACUGCUCGAGGGACACACCCAAGCGGCUCAGGAACGGAUAGAAUGGAUUCCAGAGCCCACUCCUGUGGACCUCGAAGGCCUCACCGAAUCACAGAAGUCGGCAGUUCGAGCCGCCGUCUCGUCCCGUCUUACGCUAAUACAAGGGCCUCCAGGCACAGGGAAGACAUUCGUAGUGGUCGCUAUUGUCAAGCAUUGGCUCAAGACUAAUCCCGAGUUCCCGAUACUGGUAUGUGCUGGAACUCAUGCAGCUCGAGCACUACUCCAUGUCCAGCUGGAGGCUCAGGGUAUUUCAGUGACGCCACCUCCCGUCUACAGUGGCAUUGAGGAGGAGAACAACCAAGUGGGCCGAUCAAAGCGAUACCGGUCUAAGACAGAUACCAUCUUACCUGGGACUGUGUAUGUAGAAACAGUCUACAGUGCAGCUUUGGUGUCUAGCAGGAAGCUUCCUCGAGUGAUAGUAGAUGAGGCGAGUCAGCUGACCAUCGCAGGAACGCUGCUUCCGAUAAUGCAGGGCGCUGAACAAGUUAUACUACUCGGUGAUGAUCGCCAGCUUUCGUCUGUUAGUGGAGGCCUCAGCCUUUUCGAUGAACUACUUGAUUCUAACUUGGGACCGCCUAAGCUCCUCCGCGAGCAGUUUAGGAUGCACCCUGAAGUGGCGGCAUUUUCAAGCCAGCACUUCUAUGACCAUCAGCUUACCAGUCACCCAAGCUGGAAGUCAAAGUUUUGGCCCCCUCUAAUGUUGCCGCCUAUCUUCGCAGAUCGAGUCGUCUCUGUUCAUGGCAGUCGUGUUGUCUUUGUAGACACCGGGGGGGCCACCCGAGAGGCUUUCGACAAGGGUUGUGACAGCUACUAUAAUGUACAGGAGGCUGACGCAGUUAUCCAGACGGUUGACUCCCUGCUCGCCACGGGUGCUGAUGACUCCGAUAUCGGAGUGGUGACGCCCUACGCAGCGCAGAGAACUUAUCUGAGGCGCCAGUUGCAUCUCAUUCCUACUAAUAUUGUCGAUGGUGCCUACGCUGACAGUGAUCAUCGCAAGUGCAGAGAGCUUGGUCCUAACACAAGUAUCCCUGACCCCAUUGUAGAUUCAGUUGACGCCUUCCAAGGCAGUGAACGAUCCUGGAUCGUAUUCUCGGCGGUUCGAAGUAACCCUGAGUACUCGGUAGGCUUCCUGAAUGACUAUCGUCGUGUGAAUGUGAUGCUCACUAGAGCUCGAUAUGGAGUCAUCGUCGUAGGAGAUCGAAGCACUUUGCAGGUUUCAGAGCCUUGGAGGGCAUGGCUCAGCUGGGUAUACGACAAUGGCACGGUUGUUCGGCUAGACAAGGAGAGCCUGAGUCGAAUAGCUGCGACUCCGAUGCCCAAUGCCAGGCGAAUCCGCUUUGCAAUGGACCGUUGGGACCUCGGUAUUUCGAUGGAAGCGGCCUAUGGAAAGGUCCAGAAUUUGCGUCCUCUCGCAGAGGCCUGUGUCUGGGCAGCUACUAGCGAGUACAAUACUGUUGAAGUACAGCUGGACGAGAGGACCGGAAAUGUGAUUCAUUGUCUAUGCACAUGCUCCGAUGCCAGAAGGCAUCAUGGUCGGUGUGCUCAUGCAGCUGCACUUGUCAUCAGAGUGCGGCAAGUAGCCUUAGGCAUGACGCGCCAAUACGCCCAGUCCCAGUUCCUCCUCCAACGGGAAGCGCCGAUGAGUAUAGGAAUUCAAACUCAUUCAUACGUACACUGACUU
Messenger RNA from Perkinsus marinus ATCC 50983, 2122 nucleotides. RefSeq lists its product as hypothetical. The transcript has 17 exons. Gene Ontology annotation, molecular function: 5'-3' DNA helicase activity; zinc ion binding. The record is from RefSeq and is a predicted model, not a curated record. Lineage: Eukaryota; Perkinsozoa; Perkinsida; Perkinsidae. The annotation marks the transcript as partial.